Molecule: messenger RNA, 384 nt
Organism: Prionailurus viverrinus (fishing cat)
Lineage: Eukaryota; Metazoa; Chordata; Mammalia; Carnivora; Felidae
Product: glycine-rich cell wall structural protein 1.0-like
Exons: 2
Coding region: 1-384 (127 amino acids)
Source: RefSeq, a predicted model, not a curated record
AUGGCCGCGGCGGGCGGAGCCGCUCGCGCCGCGGCCAUCUUGGGAACGGCGACCGGCCAGCGCCGGGCUACGGCGGGCGGCGAGGGACAAGCCUCCGAGGGCGGCGGCGGCGGCGGCGGCGGCGGCGGGCGCGGCAGCGGACGGGCGGGGAGCCGGCGAGGGGAGGGGCGCGGGGAACGGCGCCGGGGGCCGGCGGCGUGGGCGACCGAGGCGGCGGCCCGGGAGGCACGUCGGGGCCACUUGGCCCGGGGGCCGGGGGCCCGCGACGGCCGCCUGAUUUCGCUAGCGGGGAGUGUGCGCUGGGCCGUGCCCGCCCUUGCUCCCGGGGCGGCCGGUGGGGGCUGGCGCGGGGGACCCCGGGAGGGGCCGCGCGGCCCGGAUUAG